UGUGCAACAGGUAGUCAGGUAAACUGCUGACAUUGGCAACCAAGCUUUUGUUUAACAUGAAAUCGGGCUAUACAGCAGGAAUAAUCAUGAAGGCAUUCUCAGUUGCAAUUUUUCUUCUUCUGUUCAUGGAUCAGACAGCAAAUGGGCGCUCAGAUAAAACUACUGUAAUUAAAACUCUGGGGGCGAAUAUUCUACUUCCGUGUUGGAACACUGCGAUGAACGUGACUCCCUCCUUCACGCGAUGGAUGCAGAAUGGACAGGUUAUCAUUGUCCGGAAAUCAUUCCACAAUUCUAACACCUUCAAGUGAAGGGCACCUGACGAUAAUGUACAAUCAAAGCUUGUACAUCAAUGGACUAGCUUUAUCAGAUGAGGGGAUAUAUCUUUGUGAUUCCUUACCCCAUGACAACAACACUCAAUCAAGUCUGACAUUGCAAAUAGUCAGUGGUCCUGGCAAUGGCAUCACAGACAUCCACCCAGCCACAACCCUUUCCAAUGGAACCCUCAUCGCCCACAGGGGUUCCACGGUGUUGUUCAACUGCUCCAGCUGGUCCUAUCCCUCCCAGCGUCUGUCCUGGGGUUUUCAGGGUGUGGCAUCAAGAAAUGACUCCCUGACAGCGGGCAGUGGGUCCUGGCUGGACUUCAGGAUAGAGGACAUCCAACCCACAGCUCAGGGGAACUACAUAUGUAGAGCCCAGAACUCAGUUUCCCAGAAGGAAGUUGGCUGGAGCAAAGAGCUGCUUGUAUACUAUUCCCCAGAGAAGCACCCGGAGUGUCAGUGGAAUAUUGGGAAGGACCCGUCCCUUGUCCAGUUUAACUGCAGCUGGUUUGGAGGCUACCCCUCUCCCACAUUACUCUGGGGGGAGAAACAUCAAGUACCAUUGAGCCAGGGGAACCAGGUGGCUGGACAGCUGAUGGAGUCGGAGGUGACAGACCGUCUAGUGGUAAAUCUGAACAGGUCGUUGUUGUUCGAGGGGCAGACGCUGAAGUGUGAUGGGCAUCAUCCUAUGAUUAGUACUGAAGACGAGAAGUUCUGCUCCUUCACGCUCAAGUCUCCCUAUCCGGAAGGGGAACCACUGGUCACAGCUCUCGAAGGCACCAACAUCACAUUAACCUGUAAAGAGUCCAACUCCCUGCCUCCAGCCCUCACCACCUGGCAGAGGACGGUACAGCAGGAGGACGUGGUACCCAGCCCCAAGUAUGUCCUGUCAGGACAGGGCCCCACCUUCACCCUCACCAUAGUCAACAUCACCAAGCAGGACGAGGGCCUCUACUUCUGCAGGAGCGAGAACCCACUGAUGGUCCGCGAGCUAGAGAUCUAUUUAACAGUUAAAACCUCAUCUCAAUACACUGGAGCAAUCAUUGGGAUAUUCCUAGCCAUUUUGAUCGUAGGAUCUGGGAUUGUUAUCGCUAAAACAGUAUAUUCCAGCCGUGACCGAAUUUGCCUGGGUAAUGGAUUUGAGCGAAUGGAGGAGGACAGGGAAGAUGUGUUGAGCCUGGUAGAGUCCGAUGAAGAGGUGUUUCCUGAAGCAGUACCCAGACUGCCACCUCUAUCUCUGACUAACGGACACAACACUACUACACUUGUACAAAUACAUCGAAUCUCAUCCAAUGACCAUGAAGAUGAAGAAAUUGUUGAACAUCCAUUACAGCUAGAACAUACAGAUAUGGAAGAACUUGUCACAUUUUAGGUGUUGGAAGAUUGUUUUAAUGUAAUGUUUUAAAGAAUAUCAAAGAUAACAUUUUACUACC
Messenger RNA from Oncorhynchus gorbuscha (pink salmon), 1750 nucleotides. Its product is annotated as V-set and immunoglobulin domain-containing protein 10-like. The record is from RefSeq and is a predicted model, not a curated record. Gene Ontology annotation, cellular component: cell-cell junction. Gene Ontology annotation, biological process: cell-cell adhesion. Lineage: Eukaryota; Metazoa; Chordata; Actinopteri; Salmoniformes; Salmonidae. The coding region runs from base 253 to 1689 and encodes 478 amino acids. Gene Ontology annotation, molecular function: cell adhesion molecule binding. The transcript is spliced from 9 exons.